AUGAAGGCUGAAGCCAAGGCGUUAAACCCUCUCGUCGCUUUCGACCUCAAGAGGGAUGCGUAUGGAUUUGCAGUCAGACCUCAACAUAUUCAGAGAUACAGAGAAUAUGCUAAUAUCUAUAAGGAGGAAGAGGAAGAAAGGUCAGACAGAUGGAAAAGUUUCUUGGACCGGUUGGCAGAGCCUGCUCAACUGCCUAUAAAUGGUUCUACUUCAGAAGAAGCUGCUGGGAACUUGAUUACUGAAGCAACAGAGGAGGAGGUUGAUGAUAGUUUACUGAAAGAAACUGAAGGAGACAGCCUGAAUGAUGAGAAGCGUAACUCUGACGUUUCAUGUGAGGAUCUUACUGAAAAUGAGGACAAAAAGUCCAAAGCUAAUAGAAGAAUACAUAGGAUCCAAAUUUGGGCAGAGACGAGACCGUCCCUUCGAGUCAUUGAAGAUGUGAUGUGUUUGCGUGUGAAGAAGAAGCCCGAUCAAGUGAGGGAACAGCAAGAUGACAUGAAAGAAAAGCCAGUGUCUACUUUUGAAGAUGCUAAAUCACCAAAAGGAGUGACAGAGGAAGAUUCUGAGGAUGAGUUUUAUGAUGUGGAGCGGUCAGAUCCAGUUCCUGACGUUCCUCCGGUCGAGAAUGUUGUGGCAUCUGGAACAGGUGCUACUGUUGCUGAUGCAGCCUAUCAGGGAGAUUUGUCUUCUUGGAAAGAAGAGCUGGAGGUCCUUGUUCGUGGAGGGGUGCCAAUGGCUCUUAGAGGAGAGCUAUGGCAAGCAUUUGUUGGUGUCAAGGCUCGGCGAACAGAUAAAUACUACCAAGAUCUCCUCGCCUUGGAAACGAAAUCAGAAAAUCAUGUAGACGUACAAUCAGAAAGUGAUCCUAAAAGUUCACCAAGAGACCCUGCAUCUGGAACGGAAAAAUGGAAAGGGCAGAUUGAGAAGGAUUUGCCCCGAACUUUUCCUGGUCAUCCAGCAUUGGAUAAUGAUGGAAGAAAUGCUUUGAGGCGGUUACUUACAGCCUAUGCAAGACACAAUCCUUCAGUAGGAUAUUGUCAGGCCAUGAAUUUCUUUGCUGCUCUUUUACUACUCCUGAUGCCGGAAGAAAAUGCCUUCUGGACAUUGAUGGGUCUUCUUGAUGAUUAUUUUGAUGGCUAUUACUCUGAAGAAAUGACAGAGUCUCAGGUCGACCAACUAAUUUUUGAGGAGCUUGUGCGCGAAAGAUUCCCUAAACUAGUCAAUCAUCUGGAUUAUCUGGGAGUGCAGGUUGCAUGGGUUACAGGACCAUGGUUCCUUUCCAUCUUUAUGAAUAUGCUUCCGUGGGAAAGUGUUCUUCGAGUCUGGGACGUCCUUCUUUUUGAAGGAAACCGUGUCAUGCUCUUUAGGACAGCGCUUGCGUUGAUGGACUUAUAUGGCCCUGCAUUAGUUACGACUAAGGAUGCUGGAGAUGCAGUUACUUUGUUGCAGUCACUGGCGGGUUCAACAUUUGAUAGCAGUCAACUUGUACUUACAGCUAGCAUGGGUUUCCAAAAUGUAAAUGAAACACGAUUGCGGGAAUUGGGAAAUAAGCAUCGACCAGCUGUAAUGGCCGCACUUGAAGAGAGAACAAAGGGACUUCAAGCUUGGAGCGAUACUAAGGGGUUGGCUUCGAAGCUGUAUAAUUUCAAACAUGAUACUAAGUCGAUGUUGGCAGAAGGAAGAAGGCAACCCAAUGGUGAAUUAUCUCGUUCUGAGUCUGGAUCUAUUAAUUCAGAUGAUGUUCUUGUCACUCUGACAGAGAAUGGGGAGAUAGAUAGUACUCCAGAUCUUCAAGAUCAGGUGGUGUGGUUGAAGGUUGAAUUGUGCAAGUUAUUAGAGGAUAAAAGAUCUGCUCUAUUGAGAGCUGAGGAAUUGGAGACGGCUUUAAUGGAGAUGGUCAAACAAGAUAAUCGAAGGCAACUGAGUGCAAGGGUUGAGCAGUUGGAACAGGAGGUUUCAGAGCUGCGGAAGGCUCUGGCCGAGAAGGAGGAGCAAGAAAAUGCCAUGAUUCAGGUGUUAAUGCGAGUGGAGCAAGAGCAAAAAGUAACUGAAGAUGCUCGUAGAUAUGCUGAGCAGGAUGCAUCAGCUCAAAGAUAUGCUUGCCAAGUGCUUCAGGAGAAGUAUGAAGAGGCGAUGGCAUCACUCGCGGAAAUGGAGAAACGAGUAGUCAUGGCAGAAUCAAUGUUAGAAGCUACCUUGCAAUACCAGUCUGGCCAGCUGAAAACAGCACCGUCUCCCAGAGGUCAAAAUCAAGAGAAAUUGCUACGUAGCGACAGCAAUCAAGACCCGGCACAGGAAACGCCUACAAGAAAGUCUGGAUUAUUUGGACUUGGCUGGCGUGACAAAAGCAAGGGGAAAUCUACGAGUGCUACUAAUGGUGAAGAGACCGGAGAUGGGAAGCCAUCGUCUUCCAACGAGGAGCAGGCGUUAACCAACGAUCAAAAUGGCUCCCCGGCGGUACAAGACAAAGAGCAGAGAUAUUGA
Messenger RNA from Linum trigynum, 2484 nucleotides. NCBI's taxonomy places the organism in Eukaryota, Viridiplantae, Streptophyta, Magnoliopsida, Malpighiales, Linaceae. The record is from the annotation of a GenBank genome assembly.